Molecule: messenger RNA, 5967 nt
Organism: Meleagris gallopavo (turkey)
Lineage: Eukaryota; Metazoa; Chordata; Aves; Galliformes; Phasianidae
Source: RefSeq, a predicted model, not a curated record
GGCUCCGGGAUGGCACCGCGCCAUGGGCUGCAGCGGGUCGGGCGGGCGAGGAAAGCGCCGGCGGAAUAAUCCCUCGGCGAGGUGAUGAUCAGAUCAAGGCAGGGAGGGUGGCAGCUGAUUGAUGCUGGCAAAGCACUGUCAGGAUUUCAUGAACUGGAGCAUCAAGCGCCAAGAGCUGCUCUUUGGCAUCAUCUGGAUAACCCACAGUGCCUUCUGGGAAUGGAUUUGCAAAUGGCAACCCCCAAAAAAGCAGCACUGUGUCCUCCCCAGGAGGGAAAGAGGAUGCCAUGGUGAGUUCUGUGGCUCAGCUCCAUCCUGUGGAUACAGCUUUUCCCGUAAGAAACAUCAGAUUUGGGUCCAAACACCCCGGGGAACAUGAGAGAGAGGAGGGUGUUUGAUGCACACGGCCAGCAGGAAGAGAUGGGAGGUGAUGGAAGCAGAGAGUAAAAAUAGGAUGGAUGAAAGAGGGCACGGAAGACAAGGAGGAGGAGAGCCACCAAAACCCAUCCAAAACCAAGAGCAAAAUUGUUCGCUUCCGUAGGUUAGUCACAAUGAAAACAUUUGGAUUUCAUCACUUCUUCCAGCUCAAGAAAAAUACCAGGGUCGGGCAGCAAGGUCACUGGGCAGGUCACCAAAUCCAUGUGCUGAUGGACUACACCUUGAGGCUUGUUCUACGGAAACCAAUUCACCUUUCUCAUCCAUUUUAGGCAUGGCGAAGGGUGGGUGUGAAGGGAAAGCAUCCUCCUUGUCAGCUUGCUCACCUUCCUGCCAUCCUCCCUAUGGACAUCGCUAGGAAUGACUGACCACGGCUCACUGAGCUCAGCAGCACCAGGCUACCAAAAACCAACCACUCUGGUGGGACACUGACCAUUGAGAACAUGUUUUUCUCGAUACUUAGAGGCACAACACACUUGAAGAAGGGUCUGAGUGCUGCAGCACCUCUGAAUCCAGAAACAGAGAAUUAUUGUACAAAGAAACACCCAAAGAAGUUGUAAAGAUGUCUGCGAACAGCUGUGUGCACCCCAUUGGGUACAGCCUUCUUGCUCUGUGGUUUUGCCACGGUCAUACCCAACGUAUAUAUUCAACCACCCCUUGCAGAGGGGCUCACAGGUGUCCUACGACCCCCUCGCUGCUUUCUGCGGUGAAUAUUUCAGCAAACAGUGCUGUUUUUAGUGAGCAGGGGGAGAGCAGGGAGCCACACACUGUCUGCUGUGGACUUUGGGGAAGAACAGAAGCCAUUCCAGGGCUGAGCUCAUCUCUAACCCCGGGAAAUGACUUCAUGGACACUGGUAUUUACUCACAAAAACACUGCAUGUCAGAUGUCCCUGACUAGACUUUCUGUUUCAAGUCCAGUAUGAGACAAGAAUUUCCUUGGACGAGCUGCUCCAGAGACAAUUCAGGGCUUGGAGGAGGAAAAGAAGAACCAGAAGAAAAAUGUCUGCAUUUGAGAGUCUGAAGGGUGAGGCUUUCUGAGCAAACAGGGAUCCAGAGAUGCCAAAAGCACCUGCACAAGGGCAGGGAAUGAGGGUCUGCAAGACCUCAGUUUAUACGGGAUGUGCAAUGCAAAACGUGCUCCAGCUGCGCUUCUGCUGCAGGUGAUCCCGUGCUCCUUGUGGUCCCAGGACAGCGUCCCAGCCCAGUGGGGGCUGUAUGGGAACAGCCCAGCAGUGCUGCUUCCCAGUCCUGCUGCCCAACAAUGUGAUGGUUAAACCAGCGCUUUGCAGGCAGCUGACCUUUAGGGAGAGGAGCAGCAACAACAACAGAAAGAAAACACAGGAGAUUUAUUUUGGAAAAAUAAAAAAAAUGGGGAAAAAUAGUCAUUUUAACAAGGGACCACACCCUUAAAAUGUCUUACUAGUAAUGCAUGCCCAGGACAUGGCUGCAUGAUGGCAUGCUGCAAAAAUCCUCUCUGAACAGGGAUCAAAACCUUUGUUGUGGCAUGAGUGAGGCGGAUGGUUCCCAGGAAAAAUCCUGUCCUUCUCUUGCAUCAUGCAUUUGGGGUCGGGAGGACAUUUCCAGAAAAGGGGCAGCUGGCCAGGAGGGAGGACAAACAGGGAAUGCAUUCCUGACCCACUAUUUAAUUGCCUUAGUGCAGGUGCAAAGAGCUAAGUGAAAGGAAAAAUCAAGAUGUGGGGCUGCAUUCCUCUCCGCUUUGUCCAGAGGAGAAGGCUGCUGCCAUGAGUGGGCUCGAACCCAGCUCCUGUGUGCUUUCAGUGCUUUUUUCUGCCCCAGGAGCAGUCUCUCCUCACGGAUAUCCAUGCCAGGUAAGGAGCCAGUGGGGACUGUUCCCUGCCGCUCUGCCUGCCAUGGCUUUGGGUCUUUGGGGACAAGCUCCCUCCGUCCCCAUGGGCUGGCAUUUUGGGGGUGGCUUUGCUUUUCUCUUUCCCUUUGGAUGCAGAAGUGACGCAGGGUGUAAAAUGCUGGAUGUAGUCCCAUAAAAGCUGUGCAUGUCCUGGAUCUCAGGGUUCUGCCACGUGCUGCUUUUACCCAAAACCCUGGGUGAGCCACCCGCUGCCAUGGUAGGCAGCAUGACUGAAACCACAGAGAGGGAAAACGAGCCCCAGCCUUAUGGUUUUUUAGCCCCCAUGAGUUCUUUGUCCACUCUGGGACUUUGUGUGAUCAUGGAGUCAUCAUAGAAUCAUUAAGGUCGGAAAAGACCUCUAAUAUCAUCUAGUCAGCCUACCACUAAAACGCUGAAAUAAACUCAAAAAAUAAUGAGAUGGGAAUUGGGAAAGCAGAGAUAAAUGAGUUUAUUUAUUAAAGCGGCAACAUGACCAAAAUUCCCCUCUGGGUUUAAUCCCUCCUUAUGGUAUUUCCAGGCCAGCACACACCUGGGCUCACCUCAGGGCUCACACGGACUUAGCCAGUGGCGGAGCAUCGCUGGGUGCGCACAUGGCCGUGUGGGCUGCGAGCUCCCGGUUGUCUGAGCAACAGGAAGCUCAUCACCAACCCCGGUGAUAAUUAACUCAUUUCCCUGUAUUUAUAGAAAACCGAUGCGGUGCGUGCUGGCACUGGUCCCUGAUGGGGGCCACGUUUGGUCACAAUACCACAGACAACAUCCUGAGCGCUGGCCACUUCUUGCCAUCCAUCAGCUCCGCUCCCACAGCCGGCUCAUUAGGACUAAAAGCGCAUCGCUCGUUAAGCCAGCAGGGCAGGGGUGCCCACCUCCAGGUUUGCUGCAGGCGUUUGCGUCGGCGUUGACUUCUCCAGAUGCCAGAGGCUGCAUACAUCUCUGCUAAUAGCAGUGAGCUGCCGGCUGUGCAGACGCACGGAUGCUCAGCACUGGAGCUGCCUGACUUGCUGCGGGGACGGGCAGCAUUUUUCUUCACUUCAGGGCAUGUGUGUGCCAGCUGCUUUAAUCAAAGCUGAACUGCCCCAUCACCCCACCACGGAGGGGGUCACCAACGCCUCGGCUGCUCACUGCCCGGAGAAUUGGGUCGAGCCCCGGUUCACGCAGGCAGCAAAGGUGCGUGUGGCCAUCACGGCCAUCUUCUUCUUGCUGGCGGCGUGCAGCAAUACAGCAGUGCUGGGCAGCCUGCUGAGGAAGAGGAGGAAGUGCCACGUGCGGCCACUGAUCCUCAGCCUGGUGCUGGCUGACCUGCUGGUGACGGUGGCAGUGAUGCCCUUGGAUGCAGCAUGGAAUGUGACUGUGCAGUGGUACGGCGGAGACCUUUCCUGCAAGCUCCUCAACUUCCUCAAGCUCUUUGCCAUGUACGCAGCUGCCCUGGUGCUGGUGGUCAUCAGCCUGGACCGGCAUGCUGCUGUCCUCCAGCCCUUUGCCCGUGCCCGACGCCGCAAUGGGCUGCUGCUGCGUGCUGCAUGGCUGGGCAGUGUGCUGCUAGCAUCACCCCAGCUAUUUCUUUUCCACCUGCACACGGUCCCAGGAGGGAACUUCACACAGUGCGUUACUCACGGCAGCUUCCGAGCACACUGGGAAGAAACUGUCUACAACAUGUUCACCUUCACCACCCUCUAUAUCACCCCCCUGAGCAUCAUGAUUGUUUGCUACGUCCGAAUCAUUUGGGAGAUCAGUAAGCAGCUAAAGAUCAACAAAAGUCUGAUAAGAAGUCAAAAUGACCACAUCUCCAAGGCACGCAUGAAGACUCUCAAGAUGACCAUUGUGAUUGUUGCCACCUUUAUCAUCUGCUGGACCCCAUACUACCUCCUGGGCUUGUGGUACUGGUUCCAGCCGGCCAUGAUCCAGAGGAUGCCUGAGUACAUCAACCACAGCUUCUUUCUCUUCGGCUUGCUGCACACAUGCACUGACCCCAUCAUUUACGGACUGUACACCCCCUCGUUUCGGGAGGACGUGCAACUGUGUCUCAGGGGAAUUGAAGCAGCCAUUACCAGGCAUGAGAGACACAAACCCAUCUUAGUCUCAGAGAAGACCACCAAAGAUGGGGCUGUCAAUGGCCAGGUGGCAUCGGGUGGCUCCAAUGGAACAACCAUUAACACGGUGUGCUGAAGAGAUGUACCCAAAAGGAGACUAGAAGUGCAGCAUCACAGGCUGCUUUGUCUGGGAGGAUGAUUUUGGAGACAAGUUCACCGACUGACUGUGGGGGGUGUGGGUCUAUAGCCACAAACCAUGAACAUUUCUCCUGCCUGUACUCAGAGUGAAUCCUCAGGUAGGAGCUACUUUCUCACCCAGCACAAGGAAGAUGCAGUAGAGGGGCUGGGCCUGAUUCAUUAGAGCCUGACAAGCCUAAGGUCUUGUCCAGUCUUCUCCUUGCUAUGGCAUCCAUAAAAGCAAUUUUGGGGUCAUUGCCUCACCCUUUUCCCCUCAGGCUGCCUCUGUAGGGAGGGAGGAGAUGCUUGGGGAUGGAGACGGACAAGAAUGAUACAAAGAGCUGCAGUGGGCUGAGAUAGGAUUGGAAGGGACACAGUGGUAUCUCUUCUCAUGCAGGGGUGGUGUGGAUAUGUCCUUAUGUAGCAACAAUCUGGGACACAGGGUUGACCAAGAGUAUCUGGGGUAACCACAGGGUGAGAACAAGACCUGCUGUGCUGCCUAGCCUCUCCCAACUGGCAAGUCUCAUACCAGGCACAGGCCUGCAACUGCCAUCUUGCAUAUGCUAACAGAACAAAACCCACCUUUCCUCCUCCCUGCUUUCCCCUUUAUCACUCGCUCAUGUUUGCUUUGCCCUAACACCCACACCUCACUUCUGACUCCACUCAGAGUGCAUGCAGCCAGGUGCAGCUGAUGGCCCUGUGCAUCCUGAGGAGGACUGUGAUGGGAAACACCUGUGGGGGGAGGGCUCAGCAGCUGCUGUGGGUGCCAGCUGGGUGCUGAUGGCCUUUAAAUGCACGGCACAGAGAAGAGAAGCUGCUAGAAGAGUCAGGGUGGAAGAAGGAAGGAGUUGGCUGAGCUCUGGAAAUUUCCCUAUGCAAAGGAGCCUUCAAACUGUGCCAUGUUUCUUCCCAUCUGUUCCUUCUGCCUGGCUGGUGGGCUCCAGGUCUGUGCCUUUCCCUGCAGCAAAGCAACCAUCCAUCAAACAACUGCUGCUUUACCACCUCCUUUUUCAAAGGGCCCCGGAUAUCCCAUCUGUUCCCAAAGAUGUUUCAUUUGCAGGCAUACGCCAAGGCUCUUACCAACACAGCACCUCUCUCCAGACAGCACCAAAUAGCUUAAGGAUUUCUGCCUGGCAUCCUACCUACCCUAAAACCCAUGGCACAUUUAAGAUCACUUGUUGAGAUAGACCAAAAGCAGGCAAAAAAAAAAUCUCAGAAACACAAUGCAUGAUUCAAACCCCAAGUUCCUGGAUUGGAAUAUCCAGCUACUGCAGUUGAAUCUGUUGUGCAAUAGACUGUUAGUUUAUGUAUAUUUUAAUUGCAAAUCAGCUCUAUAAUUAGCACGUAUGUUUCGUGGGCUGUGGCAAUGCAAUGUGCUGUACCAGUGAGCAUUAUUAAUGGACUGUAAAAGGCAAUGGGGAAUUGGACUAUAAUGUUCUUGUUUUGCAAGCUGUAUGGUGA